AGAAAAAAACUAAAAUAUCCCCCAAUUUUAGCUGGUGCGGCUUACAGUCCGGUGCGGCUUAUAGUCCAGAAUUUACGGUAUUUAUUAGUAGUGUUAUAAAUGAUUAUUUAUCAGCUUCUGAGAUUCUUUUUGGACUGAACUUGGUCAGUUGAAAUGAAGUGAAUGUGUCCAUGUGGUUUGUCAACAGCUCAUGUUGACUCUUAACACAGCCCUGUCACUAAACCUCCAAGUUGUCUCAAGGAAGUCUUUUCUUCCCUGAUCAUAAUAACAUUCAGGAUUAUAUCGGCUGAGAAGAUGCACCAAGGAGGCGUUGCGCAUCGGGGCAGAUCUGUGGUGCUCAUGCUUCCCGGUUAUGGAUUCUCUCCAUUUCCUGAUUUCCACCAUCCCGCUUUGCGCUGCAGCGACGACGGUCCCACCAUGUGGCUCCCCGGCAAGUCGUCGGCGGCUCUGAUCUCUGACCCCCACCACGACGACGACGAGUCUCUCCCUCACCGCAAACACGUGGCCGUGUGCCAGCAGGAGACUUUGACCUUCAUCGAUCUUCAGCCGUCAGUGAAAGCUCAACUCAAUGGAUGCGGCGGCUCUCCUGGCUCCACCUACGCCCAACCCCUCGACUCUUUUCGACACUCGGGUCAACUGAUUGACUGGGCCAAAAGCUACCUGGGCAAGGUGGAUGAACAGCUCACUUCCAAUUCUUGUCCUACCAAGAUCAAAUGGCAAAAUAGUCAUAAGACGUGUUUACUAGAACAUAGUGAUGGAGCUGCAUCAGGGUGUCAUCCCCACCACAUCCCUCUUAGUCUCCCUUUGGCCUUCCCACUGUCCCCACUCUACACAAACAGAGACUCCUGGGACUCCCAGAUACCUUGCUCUCCAUCCCCACCUGAAGGUCCAGAUUUUCACAACUUGGACUCCUACCAAGCGCAGAGGCGAACAUCCCAAGGUUCGCUUAAAGAGAAGUCCAUUCGCCGUAAGAUGCAGGUUUAUUCUCCGGACAGCCUCAGUGACGACUCUCUCAGCAGCCCCGUCCUGGAUGGCGACUUCCUCUUCCCUGUGACCUUCACGUCUUUCCUGGAGGAGGACCUCUGUGGACAAUCCUCGCAAGAUACCAACACCAGCCCUUCGUCCACCGAAGCCACUCCGGACCUGCGUAACCUCAGUCCGGAUGAUAUUCUCCAGGAUUCACUUCCAGGCGUGAGAGAAGAUAGUCAGGACACGGCAAUGGCGGGUAGCAGUGUGCCACGCGGUCGCCAAGCGGACCACGAGCGGCGCCGCUUCUCGGCUUCCGAAUUGAUUUCCAGACUCCAGCUGUCCCAAAAGAAGAAUUCCUUCACCUUGAAGCUGGGAAAGUCACUGUCAGCCCGGGUCGCCUCCAAGGACCGACAGAGUUUGAACCCGGAUUAUAAGUCCAAUGCAAAACCACGGGGCUCCUACAAUGAUAGCGCCCCCCACAGUCCUGUAGGACCUGUACCGCCGCCACUGCCCAGCACUGACAAUGGAAUGCCAACGCAUUGGUGGAGCAGCAAACUUGGAAUGCGAAAGCGAUCCACCGAGGAAGACUUGUGCACGCCGCCCGUUGUGUCUUGCUCCAAUCGCUUAUCAAGGUUCUUGCCGAGUUCCAUCCUGUAUCAAGAAUACAGCGACGUUGCCAUUAAUAGAGAAAUCCAAAGGCAACAAGGCAAGGAGCCGGGCACGGACGAAGACGGCCUCAGAGACGAAGGUUCCGAUGGGACCCCUUCUCCGUCCAGUCUGUCUCCGUCCGGCUCCUUUUGCUCCUCGCGGGGUUCUGCUUUUGCCCUGUGGCAGGACAUCCCGGACGUGCGCUCCAGUGGUCAGCUGGACAACUUCAGCAAUGAGCAGAGAAAAUUACAGGAGGCCAAGUUUGAACUGGUGACAUCCGAGGCGUCGUACAUCCGAAGUUUGAGCAUCGCUGUGGAUCACUUCAUGCUGUCACAGGAACUCUCCGAAUGUCUCGGAGCUCAGGACAAGCAGUGGCUCUUUUCCAAGCUGGCCGAAGUCAAAGAUGUCAGUGAGAGGUUCCUUCAGGACCUGGAGCACAGGUUGGAGGAAGAUAUACUGCGUUUCGACGUGUGUGACAUCGUUCUGGAUCACUGCCCGGCUUUGCGCAGGGUCUACUUACCUUAUGUAACCAACCAGGCUUACCAAGAGCAAACCUAUCAGCGUCUCCUGCAGGAGAAAGCUCGCUUUCCUUCCACUUUGGCCCGUCUGGAGGAGGACAGCGUUUGCCAGAGACUACCUCUGACCUCCUUUCUAAUCCUCCCAUUCCAGAGAAUCACUCGCCUUAAAAUGCUGGUGGAGAACAUCUUAAAGAGGACCACACCAGGCUCCAGAGAUGAGGACACUGCAACAAAGGCAUUCAAUGAGCUCAAAAAGAUCAUUAAGGAGUGCAACUCCAGCGUGCAGUCCAUGAAGAGGAUGGAGGAACUCAUCCACCUCAAUAAGAAAAUUCAGUUUGAGGGCAAGAUCUUUCCUCUGAUUUCUCAGUCUCGCUGGUUGGUGAAGCACGGUGAACUUCUGGAAGUGGACACACAGACUAUGAGUAUUUCUGGAUCCAAACUCAAGCUGCCCACCAAGCCUGUUUAUUUGCACCUCUUCAAUGACUGCCUCCUACUGUCUCGGAGGAAAGACACAUGGAAGUUCUUGGUGUUUGUCCACGCCAAGAUAGGAGAGCUGAAAGUGAAGGAUUUGAGUCAGAAGCUGCACGGCAUCACAGGUUUCAUCUUCCAUCUUCAGUUGUGCGAAGGACAGCAGCUCAAACAUCAGAUUUUGCUCAAAUCAAACUCUGAGAGCGGGAAGCAGCGAUGGAUCGCAGCCAUGUUUCCAUCCGAUCCUCUGGAAGACAUCGAGCAAGCCAGCGAAAACGAUGACAUAUCUCAGGUCCAGUGCAUUAGAAGCUAUCAGGCACAAGAACAUGAUGAGUUAACUCUGGAGAAAGCCGACAUUCUCCAUGCCAAGACCAUCACAAAUGACGGUUGGGUGGAAGGCAUCCGGCUGUCUGACGGGGAACGGGGCUGGUUCCCCAAACCCUACGUGGAGGAAAUCACCAGUCGCAGCGCACGUCUGCGCAACCUUCGAGAAAAUAUUCGCAUCAAAUGUGUCACGCGAAAACUGGAAGGAGAGGACUAGCCACUCAAUCUGGAUUGUCACAUUACAACGUGACAAAGCUUUUCUUUCUUUCUUUACGCUGUCUAAGCUCCGUUGUGGACUUGAACAUUUGAUUUCGAUAAAACGUGUGCACCACUGUCAUCAUUUUUCAACCACUCUUAUUAAUAUUCUAAAGCUCAAUUCACAUCAAACAUUUCUAUCGCCUCUUCCAUGGUUGUUUGUAACUUAAAUUUGUAUUUAUGGUCUUAAGCUGUUAUUUUCUAUGUUAAAAGUUGAUGCAUUUAUCCUAAUUUAUGUGAAUAGGAAUUAUGUUCAGAAUUUACAAUCAUCCAUGUCUAUUAUUUACACAUAUUGAAUGAGACUGACUGGAUGGCUGCCCACUGCUGUAACACAAGGAAAUAAAUUGGAAUGAUUCUAUUUUGAAGAAGUUCAAAUUAAAAAUGCUUUCAAAUCA
Molecule: messenger RNA, 3577 nt
Organism: Syngnathus typhle (broad-nosed pipefish)
Lineage: Eukaryota; Metazoa; Chordata; Actinopteri; Syngnathiformes; Syngnathidae
Gene: arhgef19
Product: Rho guanine nucleotide exchange factor (GEF) 19
Exons: 16
Coding region: 295-3144 (949 amino acids)
Biological process (GO): regulation of actin cytoskeleton organization; activation of GTPase activity
Molecular function (GO): guanyl-nucleotide exchange factor activity; protein binding
Source: RefSeq, a predicted model, not a curated record